Micropterus dolomieu (smallmouth bass) is the source of this 1432-nucleotide messenger RNA. It is a transcript of the gene vamp5, whose product is annotated as vesicle-associated membrane protein 5. The transcript is spliced from 3 exons. Lineage: Eukaryota; Metazoa; Chordata; Actinopteri; Centrarchiformes; Centrarchidae. Gene Ontology annotation, molecular function: SNAP receptor activity; syntaxin-1 binding. The record is from RefSeq and is a predicted model, not a curated record. Bases 241 to 555 code for a protein of 104 amino acids. Gene Ontology annotation, biological process: vesicle-mediated transport; SNARE complex assembly; vesicle fusion. Gene Ontology annotation, cellular component: plasma membrane; SNARE complex.
CCACCCAGCAGCCAGAAGGACGGCCGCAGCUCUGGAGAAGUCAAAGUGAGCUCACACACUGAAAGACGGAUACAAAGAAAGAAAGGAAGACAAAACGCAAAACUUUGCACUGGCUUGUUGAAAACUGCAGGGCUGAUUUGCUGUGCUUCCUGUUUCCAAAGUUGACUCGAGUCGCACUAUAAUAAAUGCAUUGGAUCCGGUGACAGCUUCGACUCAAACACAGCACGAGACUCGACAAACAUGAUUGGACAGGAGAAUGGGAAGAGCCGCCUGCAGCAGGCCCAGGAGGACGUUGAGGAGGUCAAGGUCAUCAUGCUGGACAACCUGAACAAGGCUGAUGACAAAACUGUUAAACUUGGCGACCUGGAGGACAGGGCUGAAGAGCUGCUGGAAAAGAGUAAAUCUUUUGAGAAGACAUCCAACCAGGUGAAGCAAAAGAAAAGAUGGGAGAACAAGAAGAUGAAAGUGGUCUUUAUUGGCAUUGGAGUGGUAGCGGCACUCAUCAUUAUCGUACUUAUAAUCUUUGCUAUUAUUAAUAGCACAGGAUCACAGUAGCUGGUUUGCUGAUGAAUGGAAAAUAAGAUAUUGGGACUGAGGGCCAUGACGAUGACAGGUCCAGGAAAGGAGGAAUGGGACUCUAGAUUCCCGCCUGAACUGCUCAGUGUGUGAUAUUUCUGUUUAAAAAUAUUUAUGGGACUGUCCGUCCCACUCUUCAUUGGUGUAAGUCUUCAGGUGAUAUGGUACCAUUGAUUGCUCAGCUGCUUCGCUGUGUUUUUUUUAUAACUUUUCAAAGGUCAUGUCUCUGUUGGCCAGCUGGGGCUUUUCUGUGUGGAGUUUGCAAGUUCUCCCCGUGUCUGUGCAGGUUAGGUCAGCGACUCUAAAUUGCCCAUAGGUGUGAAUAUGAGCGUGAGUGGUUGUCUGUCUCUAUGUGUCAGCCCUGCGAUUGACUGGUGACUUCUAAGGAUAAGCGGGUAUAGCUAACAGAUGGAUGGAUGGAAGACGGGCCCACAUUGGAAGGACACACAAAUCUUCAAGAAGAUUUAUUAAACUCUUACUUAAAAGGUGCCCGGGCACCAUCCCAACACUUUAAGCAGAACUAUGAACUACUGAUAUUUUUAACCAAACUCCUUUUGUGCUAUAAAUUUGCUUGUACAUAGUGGUUCAGGUUGAAGAGCACCACUAAGAGGAACAGAAAAUUGUCACAGCACACUGAACUGAAGACAGAAUCCAUUUCACAGACCAUUCAAUCGAUGAUUUGGGGAGAGUCAACUGUCCGUGCAAGAAGACAGAGGAGAAACAGAACAGAUGUUAACUUUUGUGAAUAUAUGCCGCUUCAGAUUGGGAAGAAUGUACUGAUGUAUUGUCACAAACAUUUGUUUAAAAUGAAAUGCACCUGAAGUUGUAUCAUUAAAAUGUGUUUGGAUGUGCAAAA